AUGGUGGUGGUGCAGCUCAUUUUGCUCAAGAUUGCGCUGGAACACAGGCCGCUGCCUGCGACCAAGGGCGGCGAGGGCAGCAUGCCGUUUUCUGGUCUCGAACGAGGCAGUCCAUUUGACAUUCAACGGCCCUACAACUUUUGGCAGUGGCGGUCGCACAAGCCAUACUGGCACUUCCUCCUCUACCUCCUCGGCGGUCUCAUCGUCUGCGAAGUCCUCUUCCGACCCAUGGAGCCCAUCUACGACGCGUACUCGGUGCUCAUCGGAUACCUCGGCCUCUCCAUUGAGGCGACCCUGCCCAUCCCGCAGCUGAUAGCCAACGCCCAAUCGCAAUCAUGCAAGGGCUUCCGACUGUCCGUCCUGGCCGCCUGGAUCGGCGGCGACGCCAUGAAGGUCUUUUGGUUCUUUACGUCUACGAGCGAGAUCCCCCUGGCCUUCAAGGUCUGCGGCUGCUUCCAGGCCGCCUGCGAUUGUUUAUUAGGCAUCCAGUAUUUCAUUUAUGGCGCCGGUGGUGACGAGGCCGUUUUGAAGGAGCACGCCAUGGAGGAGGCUCACUGGGCGCGCGGCCACCGGGCCUCACAUUCCCACACGCGGAGCAUGUCAGCCGGGAAGCGAGGGGCCACGUUCAGCGAUACCGAGGCGGAAUAG
Molecule: messenger RNA, 648 nt
Organism: Metarhizium robertsii ARSEF 23
Lineage: Eukaryota; Fungi; Ascomycota; Sordariomycetes; Hypocreales; Clavicipitaceae
Product: PQ loop repeat protein
Exons: 2
Coding region: 1-648 (215 amino acids)
Biological process (GO): phospholipid translocation; retrograde transport, endosome to Golgi
Cellular component (GO): trans-Golgi network; endosome
Source: RefSeq, a predicted model, not a curated record